UAGAGCAACGCUUAACCUCAAAUAUUUUUGCAGUCUAUAUAGAGAAAAAUUACAGUGAAUACAUACUAUCAAGGAAGUGAUGGAUAACGACAAUGACGUAAAUAGGGUGGAGGAGGAGCCUAUUGAUACUGGGUCCAAUUCAGGUGACAAUUACGUUCUCGAUUUGGUGAAUUCUUGCAAAGCCGAAAAAUUUGAAACAUUAUCGUUUUUUAAAUCACCGGCAAAUUACAGGAAUAAGGUUAUGGCGUUACAAGAACAGUUAAAUGGAAAAAUAUUCGUAGAUUUUGAGUGCAAAUAUGUUAAAUCUGAACCGAAAUCUCUAUCGACAACUAUCUGCAAAACUGAGUAUAAAAGUUGCCAAGCUAAUUUGAAAAUAGAAAACUACAAUCCCACCAAUUAUAUGAAUGGAAAAAGUCUAAUAAUUUAGAUUAAAAAAGGAUUUAACUAUGAUAAUAAUUGUCAAUUGAAUAUGAACUUCAGUUUAAAACCGACCAAACACGAGAAGCCUAAAAGUUUUCCAAACUUAAAGCUUGAAA
Trichogramma pretiosum is the source of this 536-nucleotide messenger RNA. RefSeq lists its product as uncharacterized. NCBI's taxonomy places the organism in Eukaryota, Metazoa, Arthropoda, Insecta, Hymenoptera, Trichogrammatidae. The transcript is spliced from 3 exons. The coding region runs from base 80 to 427 and encodes 115 amino acids. The record is from RefSeq and is a predicted model, not a curated record.